AUGUCAAAAAUUACAAAUUUUUUCACGCCCAGAACGAGCAGUGGUGGUGGGAAGCGCUCAAAUGCGAGUUCAAACAGCGACAACAACAACGACAACAAAAAAGAUGAAGACGAACCGCCACCUAAACGGAGUCUGAAGUCAACUUCUUCUGAGGCAAUUGGAGCGAGGUGUGCUUCUUCAAAAAAAUCUUCGGUCAGUUCUGAGGAUGUAGAGAGUAUAAUCAACGAUCUUUUUACGGAAGAUCAAAAGAAAGUAUUGCACCACUACCACCGCUGCCGGAAAGAAAUUGUUCUGGCCUUCGAACAGACGAAAAACAAAGGCUGUCAAGCAAGAAAGACAAGUUCCAACACGAGUGGCUCUUCGAAGCAAACGUAUUUUGUGAAAAGACAGGUUUGAGAUGGCUCGUGUUUGUUGAAGGUGAGGGUAUGUAUUGCUUGAUUUGCAAAAAAUACAAAUGUACGAAUCAACAAAACAAAUCCGACAUUUUUAACGAGAAGCCUUCUGUAAGAUACAAAACGACAGCAAUCAACAAACAUGCACAGUCGCAGAAACAUUCAGCGGCAAUUUCAUGCGAGAUGAUGAACCGAGUUUCUGUUUUCCAAAAAGAAUUGGAUGAGCGGCAGAAAGUGAACGACGACAUUCUUUACAAAGUAUUUUAUUCAAUUUACUGGCUAGCUAAGGAGGGAAUCGCAAACAGAAAAGCAGCGGGCUUGUUCACCCUUCUUGAGAAGCUAGGAGUAAGUGAUCUGAAGUACUUUGAUCAUCGAUCACCAGCAUCAGUGCGAGAAAUGUUUAGUACCCUGGGCUGUGCACUGAAAGAGAAAGUUGUGAAGAGAGCAAAAACGGCAGGAUGUUUUGGACUUCUCGUGGAUGACGUGUCAGAUAUAUCAGUCAUGGAGCAGAUGAUUACAUUUAUCCAGUUUUACGAUGAAGACAGCAGUGAAGUCACUGUUGAGUUUCUUUCGGUGGACAAUCUUUUAGAGAAAAAUGACUCUGCAAAUGCCACAGCCAUGUUUGAAACAAUCACGUCCAAUUUGCAAGCAUGUGCUCUCUCUACUAAAAAACUUAUUGGGUUGGCUACAGAUGGGGCUUCAGUUAUGGUGGGAAGAAAGAAUGGGCUAGCUGCUAAACUGAAAGAGGUCAACCACCGUUUGGUUUCAGUACACUGCAUAUGUCACAAUUUAGCCUUGGCAUGCACUGAUGCCAAAGAUGACGCAAAUUUGAAGUUCAUCAAAGAGGUUGAAACUGUGGUAACUCAACUAUGGAAACUCUUUGAAAACUCGCCAAAGCGACUUGCUUGCUACCUGAAGGUCCAACAGCAAAUGAAAAAUCUUAAACUGAGUAAUGAGUCAAGAAAGAUGGUAACAAAGAAAUUAAAAAAGGCCUGCGAUACCAGAUGGCUAUCAUUCAAUAGCGCAGUCCAGUCCUUGUACACUGAUCUUGUUGCUGUAGUUCAAACCCUCAAGCAGUUGAAACAGGACCCAAAUCAACCUGCAGCGUAUGGCUUAUUGAAAAAGAUCAACAAAGUGAAAUUCAUUGGUGUAGUAUACAUUUUGAAGUGGAUUCUUCCUAUAUUGGCGACCCUCAGCAAAUCCUUUCAGAAAGGCGCUAUCAAUUACGCCUCAAUAAAGCCCUCCAUCGACCACAGCAAAGACAAGCUAAAUGAGGUCAAGAGCAGAGAAGAAGCCAUCAAGCAACUUAAGCAAGAUCUUUCUAGUGGUGGUCGUCUUGAGACCCUGGAGCUUGUGUGCACUGAAAGCAAUGUUAAAGAACUACAGGGACUUCUCCAGAAAUACAUCAAAGCCCUUGUGAAGAACAUUGACAAGAGGUUUAAGUCAUCUCUGCCGGUGCUCAGUGCAUUUUCAGCAUUUGAUCCCAUGCUGAUACCAAACAGGCAAAGUCCUGCAUUCCAUAGCCACGGAGAUGCAGAAGUUAAGGUUCUAGCUGACCAUUUCUUUGAUGGUGAUGACAGCGAGGCAGACGAAUUUAAAACAGAGUGGAAGAAGCUGAAGUACGAUCUGCUUUCAUGGAAAGAACACAUCCCAAAAGACACAGUGGAAGGCAAGAAAGGCACACCUACCGAGUGGUCACUUAAAAGAGUCAUGGCCAUGAAGUCAACAUUUGGGCAGUUCUAUCCAAGAUCUGUUCACCCUUGUAGAAUCAGACACUAUGUAGAAUCUAUGCAAAUGCUAUGUCACAAAGCUAUGCAAAACCUAUGUUAAUCAGUCAUACAUUGCUUUAACCAGAUCCUAUGUUGUUUCUAUGCCAGGACUAUGUUUUUUGUAUCGAAAAUGCUAUGUUUUCGCUAGUCAAACGGAACCUACUUAAAAGCUAUGCAGUUUUUAAAGGUAGGAAUAAAGGAAGAAAUGACAUAGUUUCCACAUAGCCUAUACAUACAGUUUACUUAGCUUGUGGAAAGAGAUUUUAGACUUCAUAGUCAACCUCAUAGAAAAAUCAUAGAAAAUAAAUAGCCUUCACAUAGGACUGAAAUAGAGUUUACAUAGUAAAAUGGAACAGGGAACAGUUGAUUAAAUAGCUUUUGAAUAGGGUUUGCUUAGAAUUUAGAUAGCCUUGAAAUAGAAAAAACAUAUGAAAAACAUAGCCUUUUUAAAGGUGACAUAUACUUUGCAUAGCAUUAAAAUAGGGAAAACACAGAACAAAAUAGUCUUUGCAUAGGUUUGAAAUAGGAUUUUAAUAGUAUUUGAAUAGGUAAAACAUAUCACAUACACAAGCUUUAACUAGAGUUCAAACAGAAAUUACAUAGAAUUGACAGUCUCUUAUGUAUGUAGGUUUCGAUCUGCUUAAGCAAAUGUAGUGUUUAAAAUACGUUCGAAAAAAUCACCAAAAUAGUAAAAAUAGUAUAAACAUAUGAAUUAGAAUACCUCUUACGUUGGUAAGAAAUAGGUUUUGAAACAAAACAUUGAAAAACUAUGGCAAUAUAAUACCACGAACAUAGUAACACAAAUGCAGUAUUUUCAUGGAGGUUUUAGAAUCGAAACCCCAAGUUUAAGUUUGCUGAUCGUGUAGACUUUUUGCUGAUGUCGUGCUCUUCAGUGCCAUACAGUUUCCUUUUGACUGCAACGAAUAAGUAUCUGCAAACAGAAAAGUGGAGAUUUUAAGGCAAAUGAACAUAAAAACAACCCGACGUUUUAGAAUUGAAACGAAGGAGUAUCAAAGCGUGAUCGACCGAUCCUUGUUCAGAUACGCGAAAAGGGGAGACAACACAAGCAAAUCGAAACUUAAUUGAGAAAAACAUCACUUACCAACGUUAGGAAUACUUUUUGUUGAACCUGGCAGGAAAAAGACUGGAAAUUGAAGUAAAAAGAAGCGUCUUCUUGUAAAAACGCACGCUUACAGCUCGUCUUCUUUGACUUGAAAGCGCCCGCGUGGAAACAGACAAUUUUCACACCUUUUCAUUGGUUGAAAAGGCCCACGUGACGAUAAAACGCAAAAUACGCAUGUGUUGAACUCACGGGCUUCCCUGGGAACUAGUGGAAACAAAAUGGCGGACAAACAGCCACCGAGGCAGGUAGCGUUCCGCAGUUUUGACCAUGCAGUUAUAUUCAGGAGACGUCCACAAUCAAGACGAAGGAUCGAACCCAAUGUAAAAGAAGAAAAUGAUGCAUGGCAGUAUCAUUUCAAGUGUAGAAACUCUAGGGAAAAGCUAGAAAGGAAAGUUAAGACAGGGAUGAUGGAUGUAGCGAUUCAAUGCUUAACAAAAAUCUUCUCACUAAGAAACUAUCUGCAAGCACAAAAAAAGAUUAUAGUACAUGAUUUUUCAGCGUUUUAGUUUAAAACACUGCUUUUUACUUUGAAAGUAUGCUUAGCCUUCUGUAAGCGCUACCAUCAACAUGCCUAGUCACUUAAAAGCUAUGUUGGAAUAUCACAAAGGAAACGCAUAGACUACAUAUAUUUUUCAUAUGAGUGACAUAGGAAAAAAGAUGUUUAUGUAAAAGCUAUGUAGCCUUUAUCUCACGAUAAAGCUAAUUGAAAAUGUCACAUAGUGAAUACAUAGGCUGCAAAUAUGUUUCAUCACAUAGCAUAGAAUAUACAUAGCACUAUGUAAAAGCUAAGAAACUUGUUGGAAAUAAAAGUGAAGAUCGAAAUGCUAUGUAAAAGCUAUUUUACUUUGAUGCAUAGUGAAUACAUAGGAUGCUGAUCGGAAGGAAAAGCAGAACUUUCUAUUGCAUAGUAAAUACAUAGCUAUGUCAAGACUAUGAAAAGAUUUUGAAUAGUAUUUGCAUAGGUAUUCAAAAGCUAUGUGCUUUUCAAAUAGCGUAAACAUAGUUUCAACAUAGAUUUUGCAUACUUUGGACUAUGUUGUUUGGUGUGUUACAUAGUUAAUACAUAGGCAGUAGUGAACAUAACAUAGCUGAAACAUAGUCCAACAUAGUAAACAAAUAGCAUGAGCAUAGGUUUUGCAUAUGUCUGGUUCUACAAGGGCAGGUAGCGGAGGCAGCACUUGCAAUCCCAGUUUCCAAUGCUUGGCCCGAAAGGGGCGCUAGUCAGUUGAAAUUGAUCAAGAGCAGGAUAAGAAGUCAGAUCAAGAACGACUUACUUGCAUCUCUCCUUCAUAUCACCAUCAAUGGCCCUGUCCCACAUACAGAAGCCUGUGAUUCCCUGGUCAGCAAAGCUGUGGACAUGUGGAAAACUGCAAAGAAGAGGAGAAAGCUCCCAUACCACAAACCAAGCACGCAGCGAGAACCCAACAGUGAAACAGAAGCUGCCACUCCCAGCACCGUCGUACAAGAUAUGGGGACACAGACAGAUGCAACAUCGACCACCGAGUUGCAGAACAUCCGAGAGGAGUAUAAAGAAGCACUUCAUGUUCUUUGCCUUGAUGACAUGGUUGAGGAAGAGCUAGAUUCUCUGGAAGCUUUUGCUAAAAGCCUUGAGAGUGAUGACAGUGGAGACAGUGGAGUUGAUGAAUAG
Molecule: messenger RNA, 4932 nt
Organism: Porites lobata
Lineage: Eukaryota; Metazoa; Cnidaria; Anthozoa; Scleractinia; Poritidae
Source: the annotation of a GenBank genome assembly